UUUGAAGCUCGAGCUCCUCGCCUCGCGGUUGCGGUAGAGCACACUGGAUUGAACCAUCAGUGAACGGACAACAGGACUAUUAGCGCUCUGGGAAAAGGGUCGGGAAAAGCAGAAUUUGAUAUUUUAUUUUCAUUUGAAGACUACAUUUCUCAGUAAGAUGCAGGCGGUGCUUGACUUCGGCAGGAGCUCACCGGAGCUGAGUACCGGCACCUCAACGUUUCUACUGCUUGAGCUCCUGUUCUUCAUAUAGAAUAUUAGCUCAAAGGACCCGUUGACAGCAGAGCCAGGAUGGAUGCUAACGGCAUAUUCUCACUUCUGUUGCUGUGUUCUGUCACUGAGCUGUGUGUGUUGGCAAUCCCUGAGGGGAAUGACUCCCAGCAGCAGCAGCAUACCCAGAACGUCUACCACGACAUCGGUGUCACCAGGAACACCAUAGUCACUGCUCAGUUUGAGUGCUAUCAGAAGAUCAUGAAAAACGACAAACACAACAAAAUAGGGCCAGUUUGUAACAGGACGUGGGAUGGCUGGCUGUGCUGGGAGGACACAGAGGCAGGCUUCACUACAAACCAACACUGUCCAGACUACUUCCAAGACUUUGACACAGCAGAAAUGGCGUCCAAAGUGUGCAGUGAAACGGGUAAUUGGUUUCUACACCCGGAGAGCAACAGGACAUGGACAAACUACACCAAAUGUACGGCAUACACCAGCGCAGGAAGAGUGACAGCGAUGAAUCUCUACUACCUGGUUCUGAUUGGACAUGGACUGUCGCUAACAUCAUUGUUCUUCUCAUUGGGAAUAUUUUUCCAUUUCAAGAGUCUAAGCUGCCAGAGGAUAACGCUCCACAAAAACCUAUUUUUUUCGUUUGUGUUGAACUCAGUCAUCACCAUCAUCUGGUUGACAGCGGUGGCUAGCAACCAGGGACUAGUGCAGAGCAACCCUGUGAGCUGUAAGGUGAUCAUGUUUAUUCACCUGUACCUGUUUGGCUGUAACUACUUCUGGAUGCUGUGUGAGGGCAUCUACCUGCACACACUCAUCGUCGUGGCCGUGUUCUCUGAGAAACAACACCUCAUGUGGUACUACCUGCUUGGAUGGGGAUUUCCACUCAUACCUGCAUUGAUACAUGCAAUAGCACGAAGCUACUACUACAAUGAUAAUUGUUGGAUCAGCUCAAACACAUCUCUGCUCUACAUCAUCCAUGGUCCCAUCUGUGCUGCCCUGCUGGUUAAUCUGUUCUUCCUGUUGAACAUUGUGCGUGUCCUCAUCACCAAACUGAAGGUGACACAUCAGGCUGAAUCUAGCCUCUACAUGAAGGCUGUGAGAGCCACCCUGAUCCUGGUCCCUCUCCUGGGCAUCCAGUUUGUCUUGUUUCCCUACAAACCCCAGGGACGCUUCGCCUUGGAGAUCUACGACUAUAUUAUGAACAUCCUCAUGCACUACCAGGGUCUCCUGGUUGCCACCAUCUUCUGCUUCUUCAAUGGGGAGGUCCAAGGUGUUUUGCGACGGCACUGGAACCAGCAGAGGAUCCAGUUUGGCAGUAACUUUGCCCACGCAGACGUCUUCCGCUCAAGCUCAUACGUGGCGUCAUCCCUGACGGAGGUGCACCGCUGCUACAGCAUCGACGGGCACACCGAACACAUGAACGGCAAGAACAACUACCACGACAUCGAGACGGUGACACCCACCAUACUCCGGUCGGACAACCUGUUUGCCUGAGGCCUGAGGCUGAAGGUCGGAAGUCACGGGCCUUGGGUCUGUACAGUUACACAGUGGCAGUUCAACUUUCAGUUGAAAUGGCUGCAGACAAUUUGGAACUCUUUUUCCACCAUAUUCUAGAACAUUUUCUCAAACCUUUUGGCAGUAGCCUUCACAGCCAUUGGAUGAUGGUGAAAAAGUACAUGAAUGUUUAUAGGGAGCACUACUCAACCUCUUGAUCUGGUAAAUACAGUUACCUUCAACUGAUUCACUUUAACUUUACGAGGACUGAAUAGGCACUUAACUGGAGACACCUGUGUAAAGGAAUGGACACUACCUACACUACCUUAAGGGUUUUAGCGUAAAUAAUGGACACUACCUACACUACCUUAAGGGUUUUAGCGUAAAUAAUGGACACUACCUACACUACCUUAAGGGUUUUAGCGUAAAUAAUGGACACUAUCUACACUACCUUAAGGGUAUUAGUGUAAGGAAUAAAUCUUGCCGUUUCAUCCUGUGGACUGAAGAGCCUGCGACUCUACAACAACCUUUAACCCAAGAACCUGAGACUCUACAACAACCUCUAACCCAAGAGCCUGAGACUCUACAACAACCUCUAACCCAAGAGCCUGAGACGCUACAACAACCUCUAACCCAAGAACCUGAGACUCUACAACAACCUCUAACCCAAAAACCUGAGACUCUACAACAACCUCUAACCCAAGAUCCUGAGACUCUACAACAACCUCUGACCCAAGAGCCUGAGACUCUACAACAACCUCUAACCCAAGAGCCUGAGACUCUACAACAACCUCUAACCCAAGAGCCUGAGAAUGUACAACAACCUCUAACCCAAGAACCUGAGACUCUACAACAACCUCUAACCCAAGAGCCUGAGACUCUACAACAACCUCUAACCCAAGAGCCUGAGAAUGUACAACAACCUCUAACCCAAGAUCCUGAGACUCUACAACAACCUCUGACCCAAGAGCCUGAGACUCUACAACAACCUCUAACCCAAGAGCCUGAGACUCUACAACAACCUCUAACCCAAGAGCCUGAGAAUGUACAACAACCUCUAACCCAAGAACCUGAGACUCUACAACAACCUCUAACCCAAAACCUGAGACUCUACAACAACCUCUAACCCAAGAGCCUGAGACUCUACAACAACCUCUAACCCAAGAACCUGAGACUCUACAACAACCUCUAACCCAAGAAUCUGAGACUCUACAACAACCUCUAACCCAAGAGGAGUACAGUGCAAUUAACUUGUUGGGCCUACUGGUGAUAUAAUUACUUCCAUUCUGUAAAGGACAAAUGAAACCUAAUGUACAUGGACCUUAAGCACUGGAUUAUGUAUUAAGAUGGGCAGGCUCUUUAUGGCUCUCUUUAUGACAAGUAACUAAAGGUCACAGUGGAUGUUUUGAUACAGUGUACAGUUACAAUUGUUUUCUUUUACAGCAAUUAGCAUUGAAUGUGUUACCAUGUGUUGUUGUCUGUGGUUUGAAUUUGCAUGGUCAUCGAUGGCUACUUAUUUAUAACUAGGAUGGACCACCCAUUAGAAUGUUAAUUUCCUGUCAAUGUAUUUCCCUGUCUAGUGGUCUUCUCCCUUCUGUCUAGACUAGGGUUUAGUCCCUCUGUGGGAUUUAUGUCUGGCACAUAAAAUGACCUUGGUUUUGCCUCAGUUUUAUCUGUCAUAGUUGAAAGUAUGUAAGUCUUGUUUAAGUAUGUAUGGUUUUUUUUCUCGAAGAGUUGCUUCAUAUCCAAAUGCUGGAGAGAAUUCUGCUCACACGUGGAUACUUAAUGUAGAGGGAGAGAGAGCGCGUGAGAGAGAGCAAGAGAGAGACAGAGGGGGAGGGAGAGAGAGGGAGGAGAGGGAGGCAGAGAGUGGGAGAGAGAGAGAGAGACGGGGAGAGAGAAUGAGACAGAGAGAGAAAGAGACGGGGAGAGAGAGAGAAGGACAAAGUGUUUGUGUUUCCUGUAUAUUUCAAUAUGUAUGUCUAUGGAUAUGCCAAUAUAGAAAUACAACAUGUUCAAGGAGGAGUCUGUAGGGUAUUUAUGUUUAUGUUACCUAUCAACCAUGAGUUACCUAUCUACCAUGAGUUACCUAUCUACCAUGAGUUACCUAUCUACCAUGAGUUACCUAUCAACCAUGAGUUACCUAUCAACCAUGAGUUACCUAUCUACCAUGAGUUACCUAUCUACCAUGAGUUACCUAUCAACCAUGAGUUACCUAUCUACCAUGACUUACCUAUCAACCAUGACUUACCUAUCAACCAUGAGUUACCUAUCUACCAUGAGUUACCUAUCAACCAUGAGUUACCUAUCUACCAUGAGUUACCUAUCAACCAUGAGUUACCUAUCAACCAUGAGUUACCUAUCAACCAUGAGUUACCUAUCAACCAUGAGUUACCUAUCAACCAUGAGUUACCUAUCUACCAUGAGUUACCUAUCUACCAUGAGUUACCUAUCUACCAUGAGUUACCUAUCUACCAUGAGUUACCUAUCUACCAUGAGUUACCUAUCUACCAUGAGUUAGCUAUCUACCGUGGUAUGUCAUGUGGAUUUUGUCAGCACUGUUUUUAUGAACUUUGUAGUAGUAUUGUAUACCUUGAUAUUGUAGAACUGCAGUUCUGUUUUCAUUAUACAUGAUAACUGAUGGCUGGGCCUGACAUGAAUUAUGGAUGGUGUCUGAACUCAGAGUAAUGUUCAUUUGGUCUUUGGUAGUCAGGGAUAGGAUAUAGAAUUCAGAACAAACUGUUUUGUGUUCCACCCAAUUCUGACUUUUACUUAGGAACGCUUCAGGCAUGUUUCUCUGUUCUUCUAUGAAUCAAAUGUUUUUCCUUGCGCUGAGUGUUGACAUUGUACAGGUGCCAAACUGUUUAUUAUUUUGAUUGUGGGGAAUGCUGUACUGAAUGUUUGUGAAGUGUAAUGCAAUUAUAGGUCAUUAACAGACGUUGCUUUGA
Messenger RNA from Salmo salar (Atlantic salmon), 4661 nucleotides. Its product is annotated as calcitonin gene-related peptide type 1 receptor. Lineage: Eukaryota; Metazoa; Chordata; Actinopteri; Salmoniformes; Salmonidae. Gene Ontology annotation, biological process: adenylate cyclase-activating G protein-coupled receptor signaling pathway; angiogenesis; cell surface receptor signaling pathway. Gene Ontology annotation, molecular function: adrenomedullin receptor activity; calcitonin receptor activity; calcitonin gene-related peptide receptor activity. Gene Ontology annotation, cellular component: plasma membrane. The record is from RefSeq and is a predicted model, not a curated record.